Triticum dicoccoides is the source of this 1478-nucleotide messenger RNA. Its product is annotated as vesicle-associated protein 1-2-like. The record is from RefSeq and is a predicted model, not a curated record. Gene Ontology annotation, cellular component: plasma membrane; endoplasmic reticulum membrane. The transcript is spliced from 9 exons. Gene Ontology annotation, biological process: endoplasmic reticulum membrane organization. The coding region runs from base 247 to 996 and encodes 249 amino acids. NCBI's taxonomy places the organism in Eukaryota, Viridiplantae, Streptophyta, Magnoliopsida, Poales, Poaceae.
CCUACCCUCUCUCUUGUUUAGCCCACCCACCUCGUGCUCAAGUCUCCCAACAAAAGACCACCACCUCCCCACUCCUGCUCCCUUCCGCGACUCAAGUCUCCAACCAAAUUCCCUUCCGAUUCCUCCACUCCUCUCGCCCCCCGAGGCACACACUCCCCCAAACCCUAGCUCCCCCCUCCCCCGUCGUCGCCCCCCCGCGCCGGACCGAACCCGCGCCGAGCUCGGGCGCCGAAUUCGCGCCGCGGGAUGGGCUCCGACUCCAAGGAGCUGCUCGGGAUCGAGCCCCUCGAGCUCCGCUUCCCCUUCGAGUUCAUGAAGCAGAUCUCGUGCUCCAUGGAGCUCACCAACAAGACGGACGACUACCUCGCCUUCAAGGUCAAGACGACGAGUCCCAAGAAGUACUGCGUCCGGCCCAACAGCGGCAUUGUGCCGCCGCGGUCCACCAGCAGCGUCGUCGUGACAAUGCAGGCGCUGAAGCAGGCGCCGCCCGACAUGCAGUGCAAGGACAAGUUUCUCGUGCAGAGCGCUGUGGUGACGGAGGGAACUGCAGUCAAGGAUAUCACUGGAGAGAUGUUUAAAAAGGAAUCAGGUAAUGUGGUGGAUGAGGUGAGGCUCAAGGUUGUCUACGUGCAACCACCCCGACCACCAUCGCCUGUGCGGGAGGGAUCUGAAGAGGGUUCGUCGCCUCGGCCUUCAUGGUCAGAUGGGGCAAACAUAAAUUAUCAAGAUAUGCAGGCAACAAGGGAAUCUGAUGAGCCUCCAUUGUCCUCAGCGCACAAGGAACCAUCUGAGAUAACCACUGAGACGUCCCCGUUGAUUUCAAGAUUAACUGAAGAGAGAAACUCUGCUAUUCAGCAGAACAACAAGCUUCGUGAGGAACUGGACCUUGUGAGAAGGGAGAUCAGCAAGCAGAAUGGCAAUGGUGGUUUCCCGUUGGUGUUUGUGGUUGCCGUUGCUCUGCUGGGAAUUCUGCUGGGCUAUCUCAUGAAAAGAUAGAGGAUCCCUGUGCCUGCGUCUUGUUAGGUGCUGGGAAUUCUGCUGGGCUAUCUCAUGAAAAGAUAGAGGAUCCCUGUGCCUGCGUCUUGUUAGGUGCUGGGAAUUCUGCUGGGCUAUCUCAUGAAAAGAUAGAGGAUCCCUGUGCCUGCGUCUUGUUAGGCUCCUGUCCUCAUCAAAAUGGAGCAGUGUUGUCAUCUGCAUUCUGAUGCGCUCAUUUACAUGUGCGGCACUACUACUUAACAGCACAAUAUCUUAGGGUAUGAUGUCGCCUGUAGUCGCAAGCGUCAGACUGGGUUGACCAUCAUACCCGGUCGAGUAGUCGUCACGGUUAACCUUAUGGUUGUUUGUCAUAUAUGGCUACUGUUAGGUUGGGCACUAGUAUAACUUGGUAUAAUUGUUAAAAAUGACUUUCGCCUAUCUAGUGUUGAUUGCCUCGUGGUAUAUUUGAAGUAAACUAACGACUUGGAACGGAAAUUUCUCAA